Messenger RNA from Striga hermonthica, 1359 nucleotides. The record is from the annotation of a GenBank genome assembly. NCBI's taxonomy places the organism in Eukaryota, Viridiplantae, Streptophyta, Magnoliopsida, Lamiales, Orobanchaceae.
AUGGACAUUUCACAGCCAUCGUCUUCACCCACUGAUCGAAGGCUAAGCGCUCUACUCCGACACAUUGAAGGAAUCACGACCGCCGAUAUGGACCCAAACCACCCGAUCUCCGCCGCUCCGACCUCAGGCUCCUCCGGAGCUCGGAUCUCAGUGUUCGAUCAUGUUGCUCGGGCGCCCGAAGAUCCCAUACUCGGCGUCACUGUUGCUUAUAACAAUGACCAAAGCCCAGCGAAGUUGAAUUUGGGAGUUGGUGCAUACCGAACGGAGGAAGGAAAGCCUCUCGUUUUGAAUGUUGUGAGAAGAGCAGAGCAGAUUCUAGUGAAUGACAGCUCUCGUGUGAAGGAGUAUCUUCCAAUUGUUGGAUUGGCAGAUUUCAAUAAGUUGAGCGCAAAACUCAUACUCGGUGCUGACAGCCCUGCUAUCCAAGAAAACAGGGUGACCACUGUCCAGUGCUUGUCUGGUACAGGCUCUUUAAGAGUUGGAGGUGAAUUUUUGGCUCGUCACUAUCACCAACAUACCAUCUGUAUCCCGCAGCCAACAUGGGGAAACCACAUAAAAGUCUUUGGUUUGGCAGGGCUGUCAGUAAAGAAUUACCGCUAUUACAGUCCAGCUACACGUGGACUAGAUUUUGAAGGCUUUUUGGAGGACCUUGGAUCUGCUCCGGAAGGAGCUGUUGUGCUUCUUCAUGCAUGUGCUCAUAACCCGACUGGUGUUGACCCAACCCCUCAACAAUGGGAGCAGAUAAGACAGCUUAUCAGAUCAAAGGCAUUGUUACCUUUCUUUGAUAGUGCUUAUCAGGGUUUUGCUAGUGGAAGCCUGGAUGCAGAUGCACAAUCAGUUCGGAUGUUUGUAAAUGAUGGAGGUGAAUGCCUUAUCGCUCAGAGUUAUGCUAAAAAUUUGGGGCUUUAUGGGGAGCGAGUUGGCGCUCUGAGCAUUGUUUGCAGGACUGCUGAUGUGGCAAGCAGAGUUGAGAGUCAGCUGAAAUUAGUUAUCCGCCCCAUGUACUCGAACCCUCCCAUUCACGGGGCAUCAAUUGUAGCAACGAUCCUGAAGGACAGAGCAAUGUUUGAAGAAUGGACAAUCGAGCUGAAGGCUAUGGCUGACCGUAUCAUCAGCAUGCGCCAGCAACUGUUUGAUGCUUUACGUGAGCGAGGUACACCCGGUGACUGGAGCCACAUCAUCAAGCAGAUUGGCAUGUUCACCUUCACUGGACUUAACUCGGAGCAAGUUGCCUUCAUGACUCGGGAAUACCACAUUUACAUGACCUCUGAUGGGCGAAUAAGCAUGGCUGGUCUGAGUUCGAGAACAGUGCCACAUCUAGCGGAUGCCAUACAUGCUGCAGUCACAAAAUUAACCUGA